ACCUUACAGGAUGAUGAUCGUAAACCCUUCGGUCGCCCUUCUGUUUCAGGAAUACUCCUUUCCUUUGACCGACGACUAAGGUCAAGUUACAGGGAGGUGGGAGUCGGUACAUGAUAGUAGAGUGGGGUACUUCCACUGGGAAGGGUUGAUGGUACAGCGUGCCACUAUUGGAAAGCGUCGCUUCGCGUCCAGACCAGGCUUGGUCUUUGAAAAAGAAAGAGCGCGCGCUAUCAGGGGAAUAAGAAUGGAUAUAGGAGAGUUUGUAAGGCAGAAGGAGAGAGGGCGCAGUACAGCUGGGUCGAACACGACGUGGUAGGGGAAGUCGUUGUCCUCGGAGUCUUCGUUCGCACGAGUUCCCGUCAGUGCAACGCGGAACGCGUUCCUGUACGUAUUGUUGAGUGGGGACGACAACACGCAAUCGUGCGACACACGUGUGAUACCGUGGGCAGUUAGUGCAGUGUGACAGGAUGCGGUACAAUGACCGUAAAUGAGUAAUCGACGGUGCUGGCAGAACCGGUCGGAAGGACGAGGAUCGCGGCGGAAAGGACGCCUGUGGCAGGACUCGAGCCGUUGUGCAUAGGGACAGGAUCGAUCGAGAGGGCGGAGAGGAGGUGCCGAUCGUAGGAGUCGAGGGGGAAAAGGUUGAAAGCGUGGGAGGAGGGUCGAAAGGUUGAGCGAUCCGCGGAGGAGGAAGAAGAGAAAGAGGACGUGGCGGAAGCACGUUCGCUGGCGGUGGAAGAGGAAGAGGAAGAGGAAGAGGAGGAGGAGGAGGAGGGAGAGGGAGAGAAAGAAGAUCGAAAAAGGGAAGGAGACGGUGGUCGAGGGAGGAAGAGAGAUGAGCCUGGUGGGUGACUGGCAAAGUGCGGUGGUCGGCUGCUCGACGAAAGGCAGAUAGCGCCAUUAGUUAUUGCUGGGCCGGAGAACGUCGUCGAGCCGAUGCGCGCUACGGCCCUGGCCGUUGACGAAGAAGGGGAAGAGGAGGAGGGGGAGGAGGAGGAGGAGGAGGAGGCGGCGGAGGGAGGAGAGGGAGGAGAGGAGGAGAGGAAGGGGGCCCAAAGGGCCGCGAUGCAUCGCUUCGGACCUAGGCAACGUUAUCCCCGAAUCGGAGAAUCCCUGACUUUCCUUCUGUCGCUCGGUUGCCUUCUGAUCGUCGCCGUUGCCUCGCCUCUUCAUCCCGCGCCACCGCACAGAGGUAUCACGCACGGUUCUUACAUCGGUUAUUACGAGGUGGCCUCCUAUGAUACCGCGGCCUUGAGACAACAUCGUAACCGGAUGCGCCGCGAUGUCUCCAACGAUGUGGUCGACAAUCAGCCUUUGCUGCUGCAGUUGAAAGCGCUCGACAAACAAUGGACAUUACGGUUGGUUCGAGACAGGAGCCUGUUCAGCCAGGACGCGACGUUCGAGAACACGAACGGCCCCAUCGACUUCGACGCGUCGCACUCUUACGUGGGCACAGUGUUGGAGGACGACAACGCCGUGGUGCAGGGGAUGGUGACAGGGGACGGCCUGUUCGACGGGAGCGUGGUCACCGGAUUCGAGGAGUACUACAUCGAGCCGACCAACAGAUACUUGGCCCGGGAGGAGGACACGUCUCCGCCUUAUCACAGCAUCGCCUACAGAGCGUCGGACGUAUUAACGCCUCGUAGAUCGUUGCCUUGCGCCAGUCAUCGAUUGCGUCAACACGCUUCUCACGAUUCCAUGGAAAUAGGAAGAAACGAGUCUCGAUCGCUGUACGAGCCACUUCUCGGCGAGACUGCUCGGGCGCUCUACUACUCGAGGGAAAACGGCGCGCGGAUUUCAACCUCGGAGAUAAGGGAUAAGAGGACGGAGACGACGGGGGACGGAGAUCGUAUCGCGAGACACUUGCACAAACGUGCGACGGUGGACCCGAGGAAAACUACGUGCAUGCUCUACCUGCAAGCGGAUCACCAGUUUUUCGCGAGAUAUGGCACGGAGGAGGCUUGCAUCGAGGUGAUGACGAGGCACGUGCAGAGGGUCAACUCCAUUUACAAACAUACAGACUUCAACCAAGACGGCAGGCCCGACAACAUCAGCUUCAUGAUAAAACGUGUGAAAGUUCACAGCGAGGACGCGUUGAGAGAUCCGAAUUAUCGAUUCCCGGGCAACUACGGCGUGGAAAAGUAUCUGGAGCUGUUCUCUGAAGAGGAUUACGACGCGUUCUGCCUGGCCUACAUGUUCACGUAUCGGGACUUCGAGAUGGGCACGCUGGGCCUCGCUUGGACGGGCGACUUGAAAAACGCCGGCGGAGUUUGCGAGAAGAACGGGCACUAUCGUGGCAGCAUGAAGUCGCUCAACACCGGAAUAGUGACUUUACUGAAUUACGGGAAGCACGUACCGCCCGCCGUUUCUCACGUCACUUUGGCGCACGAGAUCGGCCAUAACUUCGGUUCACCGCACGAUCCGGAACAAUGCACGCCGGGCGGGGAGGAUGGAAACUUCAUUAUGUUCGCCCGUGCAACCAGCGGCGACAAGCGGAACAAUAAUCGUUUCAGCCCGUGCAGCUUGAGCGCCAUAAACCCAGUUUUGAAUAGCAAAGCUCGCUCCCCGAAGGGUUGCUUCACCGAACCGCAAGUGUCACUGUGCGGAAACGGUGUGAUCGAGGAAGGUGAAGAGUGCGACUGCGGCUGGGAGGAAGAUUGCAGGGACUCGUGCUGUUUCCCUCAACGUCGUUACCCACCUCCGGGUGAAACGCCCUGCACGCUUACGCCAGGCUCCAUUUGCAGCCCUAGUCAAGGUCCGUGUUGCACCGCCGAGUGCAAUUUAAGAUUCGGAGACAAGUGCAGAGACGAUAACGGGUGCCGCGACGCGAGCUUUUGCGACGGUCGAUCAGCUUACUGCCCUCCCUCCAUCAACAAACCCAACAAGACGAUCUGCAAUCGGGAAUUCGUGUGCUUUAUGGGGGAGUGUACCGGUAGUAUAUGCCUUGCAUACGGAUUGGAAUCUUGCCAGUGCAUUCCCGGGCCAAAUGAUCCCCCGACGAAGGCCUGCGAGCUCUGUUGUCGUCUUCCCGGAGAGAACCAGCCCUGCCUGUCGUCUUUCGAUUGGAACUCUCCGCCCUACGAUAUACCCGACAUGUUCUCGAAGCCAGGAACACCGUGCAACGAUUACAAUGGAUAUUGCGAUGUCUUCCAAAAAUGUCGAGAGGUGGAUCCAAGUGGUCCUCUAGCGACAUUGAGAAAACUUCUCUUAUCCGACGAAAGUCUGGCCACUUUCCGCCGUUGGAUAAUCGACCAUUGGUACGCAGCCGCUUUGAUCAUUCUCGCUGCGAUAUCCCUACUGGUGGCGAGCAUGAGAUUGCUGGGCAAACGGCCGGAUCUGAAGCUCAAGUCGGUCACGAUAAUACACAGCUCAACGACGGAGACUGUGCGCCUUCCGCCGGAGGGGACGGAGGGUGUCACGGUGCACCCGCCUGCGGUGCGCGCCAAGCUUCCGCUCAGCAGAAAGGUGAGGGAGAAGAGGAGGCAUCGAAAGCAUAAGGAGCCGAGUCACGGGGCAGAGAAAUCGGGAUGCAAGGACAUGUCGAAGAAGAAGAAGAAGAAGCAGCAGCAGCAGCAGCAGUCGCAAGCUCAGGCGUCUAAGAGGAUCGUCUCGGCGAACGCGGGCGAGGAUUUGGUUAGGAAGAGGUCGGCGGACGCUGCCACGGGGAUGGUUCAAGAGAGCAAACGGAAGAAGACGUUCCCAGCCGGGAGCCGGGCGGACAAGCAGAGCUCGAGCGCCGUGGUGAUUGGCAACUCGGACAAGGACGACAAGAGGAAACGGAAGAAGCAGCACAAGUCGAAAGAAGUGAUCGAUUAUUCGGCGAUACAGGCGGAGAAGGAGACGGAGCCGAACGCCGACCCUAAAAGCAAAGUUCGUUCCUGGCUGUUGGCCUCCUCCCAGUGUCGGCCGGAGACCGGCAGAGGGAACGGAGCAGCUUGCCUGCCCAAGAGCAAGUCCACCCCCGUCGGUUUGACGGGUGCUGGGGGCAGAUUGGGGCCCGCAGGGGCAACGAGGCAAGCCGGUUCGAGGAGAAAUCCGAUCGAGUCGAAGGAGGCGAGCAAGGCGAAUUCGGGGGGGAAUUCGCAGGGGGCGAGGAAGGAGAGGGCGAAGCUGCAAGUGGUGUACAAGCCGCCGUUCAGGUUCAGCGUGAAACUUCGAAAGACGGACAAGGUGGCGCAGGUGGUGACUGGUCCGAAUGCGACGCACGCGAAUGGCAGGCCGAAGCUUCCCAGGACUGGCGUCCUUCUGAGGACGGGGAAGAAGAAGGACAGGGUCAGGAUCGGGAGGGCGAGGCAGAUAGCCCCCACGGGGAUCGGGAACAGCGCGGCUGAUCUACCCGAGCCGGCCAAUUCUGACCUCCAUACCGUCCCGUCCGAUCUCGAAGUCUUGCUGUCCGAGAGCGAGUUCCUCUUCUCGGACACGUGACCACGGUGAAUAAGAAUUGCGUGUCUGGAUCCGUGCGUGUUUUAGAGGAAAAUCUUUUUAAAAAGUAUCUGUAUCGACGAGAAACAGAGAGAGAGAGGGAGAAAAGUCGAUGCAUCGAAGAAUCCCGUCCGCCUAUGUUGCGAAGGAUACACGUUGAAAACGUUUUACAUGCCAUCCCAACGGUUCAACCUCGGUUUCAUCGACGGUGAAUAUAAAACUUUAUUCCGCUCGAGUCGUUCGUUCGUAGAAAAUCAAAAAAAGAAAAAAAAGAAAAGUAUUCACGGUCGAUGAAAUCGUGUGUCCGAGAACCUAAUCGUUUUAUCGUAUUAAUCUAAUGGCUGCUGGGCGUGUUUUCAUAAACGUUGACGCAACCCCCCUCCCAAAUGAGCUUCUUCCGUUCUACUGUGCUGGAAUUUAUUUUUUUAUAAGUAUAUAUAUUACGAGGAGCACGCAUACACGUACAGCGUACGCUUUCGCUCUUUUUCACGUCUUCCUAGGGAUAAAAAAAAAAACGACGACGAGUAUAUGUCGUAUGCGUUCGGGAUAAUUCACCCCCGUGAAUUAUUAUAUCCGAUUCGCGUUACGAUUUAUAUAUAUAUAUAUAUAUGUAAUCGAUCACUUACGAAACGAUCCGCGUUCUAUGGAAGUGCUAGUUGAACGAUCCAAGCCAAGUUUUCUUCUUCCAAAGAAAAGGGGCCAAAUUCACUUUAAAAAAAAGAAAAAAAAAACACAAAAAAAAAAAAAAAGGAAGGAAGGAAAGGAAGGAAGGGAAAGGAAAGAGUCUCUGAUUACGCGUGCACGUGCUUGGAGGCGUACGCGUAAAUGACACAAGAAAUAAAGUUGAUAGACCUAUUUUUCGCCUGUCGCAAAUGCGCAAGAAGAAAUUUGUUUCUUUCUCCGGGACAACGCGGGAGAUUACGAGGUUCGCUUGCAAUCGCAGCUUUCGUCACAAUUCAAGGCAACAACGUUCGAUGUUGAAAAAGCGAUGUUCUAGCGUAAUGCGUCCAAGACGAAUAAUAAGGGAGUGUAAGAGAGAAAGAGAGAUGCGAGAGAAUGGGAGAAUGAGAUGAGAGAGAGAGAGAUAUACACUUAAAACUGUUACUAUAUCGUGCCUAUCGUACACCGCUGUUCGAAACUUGGGAAAGAAAUCUCGCGAUUGAAAAGAGAAAUUUUCUUUUUUUUUUUUUUUUUUCGAUUUUUCUUAAUUAUUACAAUCGUCGCGGGGGGGAAAAAAAAGAGAAGAAAUCAGCAAACGCGCAAUCCUUAAGGGAUUGGUGAUAUAGCGAUGAAUCGAUGUUCUCUCCGGAAACAAGCAACAAUGUAAUUGAAAAUCGCGGUUUGAUAGUCGAAGCUAGUCCACUCCUUUCGAAUUUCUUUUCAGAAGAUUCAAACUUUUCGAAGAAGUGUCGUCGAACAUUUUAGCAAGCCCCGCACUUGCUAGUUGCAAUCUAACUCUAACUAUUCUCAUGGUUCCUAUUCACCGGCAAUUCCUAACCGCGGUGUAAAAUUUGCCGGUAAUUAUUUGCAUUUUUCCAAGUGGAUGAGUGAUGGCGAAACUCGUUGAGCUAUUUAUAUUUUUGAGACUGUAAAAAGAGAUGACAGAUCUGGUGGUGAUGGCUCUCGUCGCUAUAUUCCCAUGAGUUUCAUUCGCUUCCCAGAGAUUUAUCCACACACACACAUACACACACACAUAUACUGGGAAAACGAUCGAAUCUUAAGUCGUACUGAGAUGAUUUUUUUAUUAAUCUGCGGUGCUAUUAGUCAAUAUGCUUAAAGAUUCUCUGUCGAAAAUAUUCUCUGCCCUUCGAACAUUCCCGAUUCAAAUCUCUUUUUUUUUUUUUUUAUCGAUAUAAAUCUUGAUCGAACAUACUUUUUAAGUUCCUCUCGUUGAAUAUACAUACAUAUAUAUACAUAUCGUUUGUUAAUGUUACUUGUUACAAUUACUUGCUUCGAAUCAUUCCAUUUCCAUCGCGUAGAAAAGACACUUUGUUCGAAAUAAUUUUUUCGCUUCCUUGUGUGAUGCUUUUGUGUUGUUAUCCAAAAGAAUCCUAUUGUAAUAUCGCGUAAGCGUUCUAAAAAAGAAAAACAUAUUUAUAUUAUUGAUUCGUGUUUUCUUGAUGAAAGAAUUUCUCGAAAGGCGAAAUUAAUUAGAAACGACUCGCGAGAAUUUUGAAAAACUAGAGGAAAUUUUUAAGUCUCGUCAGCGAAGAGCAAUAAAUUGUGAAAAAAUUUGCGACCAGAUUUGUUCCCCGUUGACGAGACGUUGAGGGAUGGAAGUGGGCAAAUCUAUUUUUCAACGUUUGUUAAUUUAAAUACACUGCGAUAAUUACUGCCAUAACGUACCACCUUAAAAAAGGGAAUUAUACAUUAAAAAUAUACAUCUUGUUACAACGUGAAAGAACCAUCGAGGCACGCUUUCGUUUGCCCACUUCUUCUUCGAAUUUAAAACCAGUAGGCUAUUUUGCUGCGAGUUAAGCGAAGAAAAAAAAAUCCGCUUGUGUGUAUACAUACGUGUGUACGUGUACUUAAAUCUUAAGAAUAUGUGAUUUUACUUUUUUACCUUUAAUUUAUAUAUAUAUAUACACGAACAUUUUAUCACGCGUGAUCGCGAAUUGUGAUCAAGUCUCUUCGACGAGAGAGAUCCGAUCGUACGAUUCGCAUAAUAUUUAAUUGACCCAUUAUGGCCUAAUUACUAUAACGUAAAGAACGAUGAUUAGUUGGUCAGAGGCGUCGAUAAUAUUAUUUAUCGAUCGAAAUAUACCCGUCUAUACCGGUAUACUUUCCUUGCUGGCUAAAAUUGUUCAAAUUAUACUUCCCUCGUUUCGUUUCUCUUCGGAAGGAAAGAAGAAAGAAAAUUAGAAAAGGGCGCGUAGAAGUUGCGUUAGCUGAACGGAAAAUAAAAAAAUAGUGAGUCAAUGUAGGCAAAUAGAUUAUCUAAGGAAAUGUGAUUUUACUUUUAAGACCGAUCUGUGUUAAAUUCGUGUGAAACUUCACCGGUUCUGAGCCAAUGGCCGUGAUCCUUUCGUUAUCGCUUGAAAUUUUCGGAAUUUAAGGGGAAAAAAAUUGUAGGUCAGAACCGUUCAUCAAGAUACGCGUGCGAUUCGAAGUGCGCGAAGGAAAUAAGGUUUAGAAUAAGCUUAAGCAAUGAAAAUAAUAAGUAUAAAUCCAACUUGAAAUGUUCACAUAGAUCAUUAAGAUUCUUCAUCUUGAUUGAAGACAUCGUCAUCCGGGAAAAUAAUUUCUCUACGAUCUCAGGAAUGUGAUUUAUAAAAAUUCAUUUCCGAAAUAUUAUUGAUUUUCAAGUGUUUUUAAUGUUUUAACGAUAGAUAUUAAUUUACUUAUCGCAUAGUUAAAAGAGAACCGAUCGAACGAUCAAAUUAGGUUAUAAGCGACCGUGGCGACUACUAGCCAGUCACCGAGAAAACUAACGUUCGUACUUAUAGUCAUUUCUAACAUCUCGAGUGUUACUUAUUUUUGCUACUUCAACCCCUCCUUCCACUAUAUACGAAAAUUCUUUAACGUAUAACGUAAUGGGAGAAAAUAGAAAGGAAAGAAGAUGAAAUUGCAAGUUUUUACUAUGAAUGGAAGGGGUAUAAGGUAAGAAAAGGAUCGCUCGAGAAUUGCCUCGAUUGCCAAGAAAAAUCCGAUCGGCAGAACGAAACUCGGUUAAUUGUUCCCGUCCGAUUUUUCGACUACUGGACGCGGCCGAGGCGAGACUGUGUAAUUUAUCACGUAAUUAAUAACCAAUAUAAGAUGGGGCUGCUGUAUUUUUACACGGACUUUGUAUAAAUGACGAGAACCGCGAGAGCAAUGUUUUUCGCGCAUCAUUGUAUAUAUCUGUAUACCAAUAAAUAGACGUAGGAAAUUAAAAAAUUUAACUUUA
Apis mellifera (honey bee) is the source of this 8308-nucleotide messenger RNA. Its product is annotated as disintegrin and metalloproteinase domain-containing protein 10-like. Bases 937 to 4425 code for a protein of 1162 amino acids. The transcript is spliced from 18 exons. Lineage: Eukaryota; Metazoa; Arthropoda; Insecta; Hymenoptera; Apidae. Gene Ontology annotation, biological process: Notch signaling pathway; membrane protein ectodomain proteolysis. Gene Ontology annotation, cellular component: plasma membrane. The record is from RefSeq and is a predicted model, not a curated record. Gene Ontology annotation, molecular function: metalloendopeptidase activity.